This is a messenger RNA of Lycium ferocissimum, 939 nucleotides long. Its product is annotated as putative germin-like protein 2-1. Bases 71 to 757 code for a protein of 228 amino acids. Gene Ontology annotation, cellular component: cell wall. Gene Ontology annotation, molecular function: manganese ion binding. The record is from RefSeq and is a predicted model, not a curated record. NCBI's taxonomy places the organism in Eukaryota, Viridiplantae, Streptophyta, Magnoliopsida, Solanales, Solanaceae. The transcript is spliced from 2 exons.
AUCAUGCUUGUCAAAAAUCAACAAAGGAAAACAUAAUUUGAAUUGUUUCAUAAGAUAGUUUCUAAUAGCAAUGGCUUUCAAGUCAAUUAUAUUAACCAUUGCCAUAAUGGCUAUUUUAUCUUCAAUAAGUCUUGCAUUUGAUCCUAGCCCUCUGCAAGAUUUCUGUGUUGCUGUUGAUGACUCCAAGACUGCUGUUUUUGUGAACGGAAAAUUUUGCAAGGAUCCAAAGGUUGUUAUGGCGGAUGACUUCUUCAAAUCAGGUCUGAACAUUCCUGGAAAUACUUCGAAUCAACUUGGAUCUGCUGUAACUGCUGUGAACGUCGACAACUUACAUGGACUGAACACUCUGGGCAUUUCAUUAGCUCGUAUUGACUAUGCACCAUAUGGUCUCAACCCACCUCAUACGCACCCCCGAGCAACUGAGUUUCUUGUUGUCCUCGAGGGCACGCUCUAUGUUGGCUUUGUCCUUUCAAACCCGGGUCCAAAUCUGAAGAAUAAACUUUUUACCAAAAUUUUACAUCAGGGAGAUGUGUUCGUUUUCCCAAUAGGACUCAUUCAUUUUCAAUUUAAUGUGGGAAAGAAUAAGGUCGUUGCACUUUUCGGAUUGAGUAGUCAAAAUCCAGGAGUCAUCACUAUUGCAAAUGCGGUAUUUGGCUCAGACCCACCAAUCAAUGAUGAUGUCCUCGCCAAAGCAUUCCAAGUUGAUAAAAAAGUUGUGGAUUACCUCCAAUCACAAUUCUGGUGGGAUAACAACUAAACCGAUUUUUGAAAGAAUAUAUUGAUCUACAAUUAGUUAUGGUUCUGUGAACUGUCUGUGUCACAGAAUUAAAUAAGUAAUCAAUGUCGACUGGUUUUCCUCUCCAUUAUUUAGGUGUGAUGUAUUGGAUGAGGAUAUGUAAUGUUUUGUUAUGGAAUAAAAUUUUCAUUGUUUGUGAUAUA